UGAGGUGGGGCUGAUCUCCCUUCCGCCUCCCGGGAACCCCAGUCCUCGCCAGCGUCGUCAGGAGGAUUCCUUGCCCUAAUUAUCCCGGGAGGAAGACGCGCCUUUCCCGGAGACCGCUAGGCAACACUCACCAAGGCAGCCUCCAGAUUACUUCCCUCCGUGGGUGUGUGACUUCGUCGAAGCAACUCACACUUACAGUAGAUUCUCACUGGCGAGGUUGCGAGCAGCAGAGGGCGGGGGAGCUGGGAAGAGGAGGAGGGAAGGAGGGUGGGAGGCGCUGAGCUGGGAGGCAGAGGAGACGCCGGAGCUCCAGACACAGCAGGAGCUCGCCUUGGCGGUGCAGUUUCAACCUCGACUUCGCAGCCGCGCACACACCGCCUGCUCCCCGAGCAGCGGGAACCGCAGCAGCUCCUGGGCCGCCGCAGCGCAGCUCCGCGCUCCUACCGGCCGGCCGCCGUCAGUCCCUCCCCUCGUCAGCACUCAGCCCGCAGCUAUUUCCUUCUGCCAGGCUCUUUGAACUCUGGAUCUUUGCUUUUGCUCGCUGCUCUCCUGUUUUUCAUUCUCCACAUUUUCUCAAGUCCUCUUUCUUUAUCCUUAGCCACCCUGCUUUUUUCCUCCUUUUUUAAAAAAUCGGAGAUUUCGUCUUAAAAUGAUUUGUCUUCCUUACCUUCGUCCAUUUCAACACUGAAGACUGCAAAGAACCUUCACCUUUCCCCUAGUGGUAUUUAAAAAUUCUCAAUCCGUAAAAAGUCUUUUUGAAAGGCAAAGGAACAGGACCCAGGACCCUCUCGACACCCUUGAUCCGAGUCCAGAUCUGCACUAGCAACCAGAACUAAUAUUUCAUUUAACCCCACCAAAGGGGGAGGCGAGAGGAGCCAGAAGCAAACUUCAGCUGUCUCAGCCGGAUCCGUGGUUCCCACAUUUGGAGGAGCCGCGUGCCAGAAGGCGUAGGACCCCAAGGGGGGACAAGGAGGACUCCCGAGUCUCCCUUCGCCGCUCCGCGAGGCCGAAGCGGUGGACUGAGCCGCUCGGGACAGCGGCACCGGAGGAGGCUCGGAGAAGAUGCGGGGCUCGGGGCCCCGGGGUGCGGGACGCCGGCGGCCCCCAAGCGGCGGCGGCGACACCCCCAUCACCCCAGCGUCCCUGGCCGGCUGCUACUCUGCACCUCGACGGGCUCCCCUCUGGACGUGCCUUCUCCUGUGCGCCGCACUCCGGACCCUCCUGGCCAGCCCCAGCAACGAAGUGAAUUUAUUGGAUUCACGCACUGUCAUGGGGGACCUGGGAUGGAUUGCUUUUCCAAAAAAUGGGUGGGAAGAGAUUGGUGAAGUGGAUGAAAAUUAUGCCCCUAUCCACACAUACCAAGUAUGCAAAGUGAUGGAACAGAAUCAGAAUAACUGGCUUUUGACCAGUUGGAUCUCCAAUGAAGGUGCUUCCAGAAUCUUCAUAGAACUCAAAUUUACCCUGCGGGACUGCAACAGCCUUCCUGGAGGACUGGGGACCUGUAAGGAAACCUUUAAUAUGUAUUACUUUGAGUCAGAUGAUCAGAAUGGGAGAAACAUCAAGGAAAACCAAUACAUCAAAAUUGAUACCAUUGCUGCCGAUGAAAGCUUUACAGAACUUGAUCUUGGUGACCGUGUUAUGAAACUGAAUACAGAGGUCAGAGAUGUAGGACCUCUAAGCAAAAAGGGAUUUUAUCUUGCUUUUCAAGAUGUUGGUGCUUGCAUUGCUCUGGUUUCUGUGCGUGUAUACUAUAAAAAAUGCCCUUCUGUGGUACGACACUUGGCUGUCUUCCCUGACACCAUCACUGGAGCUGAUUCUUCCCAAUUGCUCGAAGUGUCAGGCUCCUGUGUCAACCAUUCUGUGACCGAUGAACCUCCCAAAAUGCACUGCAGCGCCGAAGGGGAGUGGCUGGUGCCCAUCGGGAAAUGCAUGUGCAAGGCAGGAUAUGAAGAGAAAAAUGGCACCUGUCAAGUGUGCAGACCUGGGUUCUUCAAAGCCUCACCUCACAUCCAGAGCUGCGGCAAAUGUCCACCUCACAGUUAUACCCAUGAGGAAGCUUCAACCUCUUGUGUCUGUGAAAAGGAUUAUUUCAGGAGAGAGUCUGAUCCACCCACAAUGGCAUGCACAAGACCCCCCUCUGCUCCUCGGAAUGCCAUCUCAAAUGUUAAUGAAACUAGUGUCUUUCUGGAAUGGAUUCCGCCUGCUGACACUGGUGGAAGGAAAGACGUGUCAUAUUAUAUUGCAUGCAAGAAGUGCAACUCCCAUGCAGGUGUGUGUGAGGAGUGUGGCGGUCAUGUCAGGUACCUUCCCCGGCAAAGCGGCCUGAAAAACACCUCUGUCAUGAUGGUGGAUCUACUCGCUCACACAAACUAUACCUUUGAGAUUGAGGCAGUGAAUGGAGUGUCCGACUUGAGCCCAGGAACCCGGCAGUAUGUGUCUGUAAAUGUAACCACAAAUCAAGCAGCUCCAUCUCCAGUCACCAAUGUGAAAAAAGGGAAAAUUGCAAAAAACAGCAUCUCUUUGUCUUGGCAAGAGCCAGAUCGCCCCAAUGGAAUCAUCCUAGAGUAUGAAAUCAAGUAUUUUGAAAAGGACCAAGAGACCAGCUACACGAUUAUCAAAUCUAAAGAGACAACUAUUACUGCAGAGGGCUUGAAACCAGCUUCAGUUUAUGUCUUCCAAAUUCGAGCACGUACAGCAGCAGGCUAUGGUGUCUUCAGUCGAAGAUUUGAGUUUGAAACCACCCCAGUGUCAGUUGCAGCAUCCAGCGAUCAAAGCCAGAUUCCUAUAAUUGCUGUGUCUGUGACAGUGGGAGUCAUUUUGUUGGCAGUGGUUAUCGGCGUCCUCCUCAGUGGAAGUUGCUGCGAAUGUGGCUGUGGGAGGGCUUCUUCCCUGUGCGCUGUUGCCCAUCCAAGCCUAAUAUGGCGGUGUGGCUACAGCAAAGCAAAACAAGAUCCAGAAGAGGAAAAGAUGCAUUUUCAUAAUGGGCACAUUAAACUGCCAGGAGUAAGAACUUACAUUGAUCCACAUACCUAUGAGGAUCCCAAUCAAGCUGUCCACGAAUUUGCCAAGGAGAUAGAAGCAUCAUGUAUCACCAUUGAGAGAGUUAUUGGAGCAGGUGAAUUUGGUGAAGUUUGUAGUGGACGUUUGAAACUACCAGGAAAAAGAGAAUUACCUGUGGCUAUCAAAACCCUUAAAGUAGGCUAUACUGAAAAGCAACGCAGAGAUUUCCUAGGUGAAGCAAGUAUCAUGGGACAGUUUGAUCAUCCUAACAUCAUCCAUUUAGAAGGUGUGGUGACCAAAAGUAAACCAGUGAUGAUCGUGACAGAGUAUAUGGAGAAUGGCUCUUUAGAUACAUUUUUGAAGAAAAACGAUGGGCAGUUCACUGUGAUUCAGCUUGUUGGCAUGCUGAGAGGUAUCUCUGCAGGAAUGAAGUACCUUUCUGACAUGGGCUAUGUGCAUAGAGACCUUGCUGCUAGAAACAUCUUAAUCAACAGCAACCUUGUGUGCAAAGUGUCUGACUUUGGACUUUCCCGGGUACUGGAAGAUGAUCCCGAGGCAGCCUACACCACAAGGGGAGGAAAAAUUCCAAUCAGAUGGACUGCCCCAGAAGCAAUAGCUUUCCGAAAGUUUACUUCUGCCAGUGAUGUCUGGAGUUAUGGAAUAGUAAUGUGGGAAGUUGUGUCUUAUGGAGAGAGACCCUACUGGGAGAUGACCAAUCAAGAUGUGAUUAAAGCAGUAGAGGAAGGCUAUCGUCUGCCAAGCCCCAUGGAUUGUCCUGCUGCUCUCUAUCAGUUAAUGCUGGAUUGCUGGCAGAAAGACCGAAAUAGCAGGCCCAAGUUUGAUGAAAUAGUCAACAUGUUGGACAAGCUGAUACGUAACCCAAGUAGUCUGAAGACACUGGUUAAUGCAUCCUGCAGAGUAUCUAAUUUAUUGGCAGAACAUAGCCCACUAGGAUCUGGGGCCUACAGAUCAGUAGGUGAAUGGCUAGAGGCAAUCAAGAUGGGCCGGUAUACAGAGAUUUUCAUGGAAAAUGGAUACAGUUCAAUGGACGCUGUGGCUCAGGUGACCUUGGAGGAUUUGAGACGGCUUGGAGUGACUCUUGUUGGUCACCAGAAGAAGAUCAUGAACAGCCUUCAAGAAAUGAAGGUGCAGCUGGUAAACGGAAUGGUGCCAUUGUAACUUCAUGUAAAUGUCGCUUCUUCAAGUGAAUGAUUCUGCACUUUGUAAACAGCACUGAGAUUUAUUUUAACAAAAAAAGGGGGAAAAGGGAAACAGUGAUUUCUAAACCUUAGAAAACAUUUGCCUCAGCCACAGAAUUUGUAAUCAUGGUUUUACUGAAGUAUCCAGUUCUUAGUCCUUAGUCUUCAUUUUUCAUGAAGCAAACAUAUCUUGCAUUAAAAGGGACAUGAGGUUAGACAUCAUCUUAAGUUACAACAACAGAAUCCUUCCCACUACUUCUACAAAAUUUUGUACAUGAAAUAUAUAAUUAUAUAGCACUUUUAUAGACCGAAUUAAGGCAACCCCUUUCAAAACUUCCAGGGAUCUACUUGAAAGGAAAUGUUUUAUAGCCAUUUGUGAGCUAACAAAAGCUACAGUUUACUGAAGUUUACUUCAAGUCUUAAUUGUCUACAAAAGUGUAUUGAAGAGCAAUAUGAUUAGAUUAUUUCUUAAUAGAUAUCUUCUUUUGUAAUUUUAAAAUGCUGUUACACAGCGUUAAGUUAUAGAAACUAGUGUAUAAACAUGUUGCUUGAUCAAGAAAAAGUACAAUACAGGGUGUAUAUUUAUUUUUUGUGUUAUAAAAUUUACUUUUAGUUGCUCUUCUAGAGAUUAUUAGGUAAUAAAUGUGUAUAUACUGUAUAAUUUGCAAUAUACCCAGGAACUGAUUUAAGAUGGAAUUGUGUGUGUGUUUGCUUGCACAUGUGUGUGUUACCAUUCUGCUUGCAUUUCUAAUAGUGUUUCAAUUUUAGCAACAUAGGAGCAAGUGUUUCAGAAUGUAAUAUGAAUAGGAGAAAUAGGGAAGCAGUAAAACAAAAUUUAACACAAGCUUGUGUCUCUUUUCCUCUCAUGUGUCCAAAAGCUAAUCUCUUUAUUCACUAAAAGGAAAUGUGUAUAAGACUAAAUCCCCUUUGGCUUUUUAAAAACAUUUUGUGAUAUCAGUGACAAUGCAGUUCUUCUAGCCAUUAAUCUUGUACCCCUGUAAGAAAUUUCAUCUUUCUGAGUCCUGAAAAGUAUCUUGUCAAGCAAAGUUGACACCAAAGGGCACAUUUUCAGCAGGAUGUAGAAGGAUUUAACUGUGCAGGCUUCUGUUAAUGUUGUUAAAUCCAGGCACAUAGCACGAAGCAUCACCCUUAAGUGUUAAUCCUUUGUAACCAUUCCCAUUUUGACUCAGUUCUAGAAAUUUUGACUCUAAGGCAGCAAUGGAAUUAUGACAAAUAUAUAUAUAUAUACGUACACACACACACAAAUAUAUAUAUAUGCUUCUUUCCCUUCAGAAUUUUAUUUCAAUAAUUGAUAAGUUUUAUUUUUAAUGGAUGUUUAUUCAUUUGUUAAUUUCAGUUUAUAUUCAGUUACAUGGCUUUGAGUUUAUUUUAUUGAACCAAUCCAAGGUAUUAUGUAAUUAGGCUUAUUAAGGAAUAUAACAUAUCUUCUAUGUAUGCUCUAUAUACCACACAUGAUGAAGACUUAUAUUUGUCAUACAAAUUAUGCAGUGUAUUAGAAAUUGUCCAAAACUGAGCUCCUGAGAUAACCAACAUUUUUGUAUUAUUAUACUUUAUAAAAAUUAUGGAAUGUCAUGUGAUUAUUCAAAAAGCAGAGCAUUUAAAUAAAAUACAGCCUACUCAUGAUUAUCAAUGUUAAUAGUACAGUAGAUCAGAGAAGCCUGGAUUAAUGAAAUUUAUCAGAAAUAUAGCCACGUUAUAUUAAUGGUAUUCUUUUUUCCAAGCACUUGUUUUAUUUGAAUGUUAGCACAUAUAAGAAUAAACUUUUGGGAAAUAACUACUUCCUAUUCUGCCCACCCUUUACUUAAGCAGUAAAGUAUCUCUUUUCUAAAGAACCAGGAAACAUCAAAAUAACCACAACAAAAAUCUAAACAGUUUUUAAAUAAUACAUUCAGUUCUCAUAAUAAUAAGGGCUAUAUACAAUGGGUCCACACAAACUGUGCUGCAAACAUAUAAUCUAUUAGUUUAGUGAAAUUUCCAGAGAUGUGAAUUUAAUAUUUUCUUGAUAAAAUCAUAAAAAAGCAUCACCAUUAUUAAAGAUGCAUUCGUUCAUUUCAAUAAACAGAAAUUAAUGAAACAAAUUACUUUUGUACAAAAUAAAUGAUGAUUAUGUGGCACUUUAUUGAAUUUUAUAGAAAUAUUCAAAUCUAAGUGAUAAAGUAACAAUUGAGAAACUUCAGAAUGAAAGCCUUAUUGAUUCAGAAGGAAAAUUACCAUAUGCUUUAGGGCUGAUGAACUUGCCACAAUUGCUUAGACAUAACAAAGAUAUUUUCUACAUUGUUUUCCAACUUUAUAUGCUGAAAGAUAAUUAGGAGGUCCGGGUGGAGUGUAUCUAAAUGACUAGAAUUUUAAGUUGCAAUAUAGAUUUUCUCUUUUUAACAAAGGAAGAAUAUAAAUUAAUUUGGAUCAAAUUUAUUUGCCUUCUUUGCAAUCUUGGUGAUCAUUUUGGAAAGUAAAUUGGAAGGAAAGUUAAAUAGCCACAUAGUUUUCUUUUGCAUCUCAAUUUGGUUGAGAAUUUCUAAGGAAGGUUAAUAUGACUUUAGAAUGAAUAAAGAGACUGUCAAACAACAAGUACUCUCCCUAAAAAAGAGGAAAGAAUGCCUUUCUAAAAUAUUUGUUUCCUAUUGUAUGUCACCAAUUGGAAAAUGCCAAUCUCAUCUGCAAGUGUGAGAAAUGGAACAAGGAGAGGAGGCAACUCUAGUAAAAUGUAGUGAGGCCGUAAUCCAAGGCAAAGUUUAACAAAUCUUGAUUGUGUAAUUUCUUAUUCUGUUGAUUCAUUUUGUCACCCACCAGACUACCAAAAAUAAAGCACAGACAUGACAAUUUUAGUAUAUACAACAGAUUUGGCAAAUAAUACAUAAUCUUAUUGUAAUUGCCAGUAGCAAUAUCUUAAGGGGCAUGACUCUUUCACAGUAUUGGACUUUGAAAAAUUGGUACAGGGAGUAAUUUUCAACAGACUGAUACUUGAAGUCACUCAAUUACUACUUUGACCUAUCAUAAUUUGUUUCUAAUCUUGUCAUUUGCUCUUAUAUACUAUUAAUAUAACCAGUUGCUCUUUUCAUAAUGUACUAUUUCUAUGUAAAGAUGUAAAGAUUUUGAUUUUCCUAUGUUUUAAAAUUGCAAUGUGCAUGAUCUUUUAUUUCUUGUGUUUCAAUUACCAAGUCAGUAUUCUAAGGUUGUAAGAUUACUGUAAAAAUUAUAUUCCAAUAUUUUAUCUAAACUUAAGUGUGGCCAGCAUUAUUGGUUUCAGAGUUGCCUAAACAACGCAGAAUAUCCUUAAUUCAGUUUGUAAAAGAGUUUUGACCAGUGUAAAAAAGUGAAGACACAGUUUCAUGUUUCAAGUUUAAAAUGGAAAGUUAAUAUCAUUUGAGCACUUACGUGUUUGCAUGUCUUCUACUUAAUCUGUAUGUGAAAGUAAAAUAUUUUUAACACCAUUAUUUAUGCCAUGUAAAGUGGGUUCUCAGAAGCACAAGCACAGAUAUUUACCUUCUGAAGACAUUUUUGGCUAUAAAAGUGCAUUGGAUGACAAACACUAUUUGAGUCAGGUGUUAGAAAUUUAUUAGAUGUAUUAUAUUACAUAGUAGAAUAAGGUCCCUUUCUCAUUUUGUUUUUCCUAAAAAUAAGAAAAAAAAGAAGAUAAGUGUGAUAGUAAACUGUCUUUGCUAAUGUCCUGCCAGAUGUUUAACUUCAAAGUAAGCAAAAAGUAGGUACAAUAUGAUGAUGAUCCUGAUGAUGAUGAUGAUGAUGAUGAAGAAUAAAUGGAAUCAAAAUGCUAGCUUUAUUUGACAUUAAUAAGUAAAAUAAGUCAUCAUUUUUUCAACUCUGUAGCACAGCUGUUUACAUUGAAUAAUUUUCUCUAUUGUGCUGUUAAUUAUAUAGUAAUGUAUCAAAAGAGAAAUAGGAACUUUAUUUUCAUUUCUUAUUAAUUUAUGAAGAAAUCUUUUCACACAUAAAUGAUUGAAUGUUCUUGUUCAGAAUGACCACAUAAUCAUUGCUUAGAAGAAGACACCAAUUCUUUUAAAAGAAAAAAAGUCUGUUUAUAAUAAUCAGAAUCAAAUGUUGUUUGUUUCUUCUAAACGUUAAUGGAGAAAAUUGAAGGUGGUAAAAUGUCAUGUUUAUUCAGGCUGGAAACUGUAUUCACAGUAGAAGUUUCAGUGGUCAACAUAUCUAUGACUCUUUAGGUUGCUGUAGUUUUACCGUCAUUUUUUUAAAAGUGUGUAGUUACAUUUAUAAGAGCCUGAGAAUACUUAGACUCAGUCAUUUGUUAGUAUUUUUACCAAAAUCUCUUAGUUUCAGACAUGUCAGAAGCAGCUAUAUAGCAUAUCUUAUUCUAUGAUAUACAUCAGGCUAUCUCAAAUUCCUGUCUCACAGUUAAUUCAAAGAAGGAUUAGGAUUUCUGUAUUUUUUCUCAUUUGAAUCUUUAUGUGCAUUUGGUUUGUGUACAUGCUUUUUGUAGUGUAAGAUAUGAAAUUUUAUAUUUUUUCAGAAAAUAAAAACCCUUUGAAUACAGUUACAUCUGAUUGUCAUGCUUGACCCUCUCCAGAAAGUUUAAACUUAUAGCCUUUGUGUAAUGUUUUCAGUUACUUCUAAUAACAAUGUUUCAACUUCUUAUGCUAAAUAUUUUACAGGCCAUCAGCUCCCAUUUUCUUCUAAAACAGAUUCAUGAGCCUGCAUUUAAAUAAUUUUUGCAUAUGGAGAUUAACACUAAAAUUGUAGCACAGGUGCAUUACUGUGUCAAAAUCUAAUUAGAAGUUGAUUUGUGACAGUGUAAUAUAUUAUUUGGAAAAAACAGAAAACUAUGCACACUAUCUGGAAAAAAAAAAAGACUUUUAUUGAUCAGCAUCAGCCCAAGACUAUCUCCUCUCCAUACAUGUGCUUACGGCAUAGAGCGGAAGAGUUGCAUUGUCACAGGAAAAGGUGUCAUUUAGUACAAACACCUCCGCCUUUUUCUGUAAGUAUUGUGUCAUAUUGGUCUCUUUUUGUAAAAAGCAUAGCAAACAAUGCACUGUAUUCAAGGAAAUAAAUUAUA
Messenger RNA from Pan troglodytes (chimpanzee), 9246 nucleotides. RefSeq names its product EPH receptor A5 (gene EPHA5). Gene Ontology annotation, molecular function: protein binding; ATP binding; transmembrane-ephrin receptor activity. Gene Ontology annotation, biological process: ephrin receptor signaling pathway; axon guidance; protein phosphorylation. Lineage: Eukaryota; Metazoa; Chordata; Mammalia; Primates; Hominidae. Gene Ontology annotation, cellular component: dendrite; plasma membrane. Bases 1063 to 4179 code for a protein of 1038 amino acids. The record is from RefSeq and is a predicted model, not a curated record. The transcript is spliced from 18 exons.